AGAAGUUGUUGGCUACUUGAGCAAUUUUCUGCAUGCAAGUUUUAUGAACAAUACCAACGGCAUGGCGCAAACGCGAUAUCAAGAAGUAAGAAGAUCAAGAGGGAAUACGAAUAGAGGCACAUCAAAAGCAAGAGCCAUGUCCUUUAGGAUGAGGAAACUGCGUGUGGCCUCCAGCACUGCCCUUCAGUUUGCUACUUUAGCCGCAUUGACUUCGACGAGAGCAAACGUCACUGGUGGCCCACGUGCUACAUACCUAGACGAGGACUUGCUCCGUAAUUACUUUUCCACCAACGGCGUAGGCGUACAUGAUGUGAUUGGUCAUCAAGAGGAUGCUCCUCCUGUAGCUGUUCCUGGUCAAGAAGAAGGAGAGGACCAGCAGUGGCAGAACGUAGAUCAUGUCGAGAGCAUCAGCAUACCUCUCCAGGAUACGCGUGACGUACAGCUACAGACGAAGAUUGGGAUAGGGUCGCCACCGCAAUGGUUCAAAAUCGUUGUUGACACAGGCAGUUCGGACCUCUGGGUUUUCGCAAAAAACUGUACCACAACCAGUGCUCCUGGCGACAUCUUCAGUGGUGUCACAGUCACUUCCAGUAACCGUAUCGACGACUCUUCAACAUCUUCGAGCUGGUCGUCCUCAUACGAUUUGAGUAAGUCAAAAACAGCGAAGGCUCUUGGAGAUCGCGUCACUUUCCAAUAUGGUGACGGCACAAGGGCAUCUGCGGUUUCCUUUCGCGAUGAUGUCAUCGUUGAUCAAUACGCAACUACUACAAGCAGAAGUGCACGACGAAGAGGAGGUGGAAGAUCUUUCAGUGAAAAUAGAGGCGCUUUCAGCCCUAAGAGAACGAGUCUAGUAUCGCAUAAUGUUGCACAGCAAAUGCAGGAGGCAGAAGGUGACGCUGAUAGAAGUAAUAAGGACCAGAGCACGAGCAGCACUUCUUCGAAGUCUCAGAUAGCAGAUGCUGUAGCUUUACUAGCAGAUGAAGGUGGUCGCGUCAAUGUCAAGCACACUGAAAGUGUUGCUCACAAACAAGACGAGGACGCCACCCUUGUGAGGCAGCAAUUUCUGCUGCGGACAGAUCGUGUACGGCACACGCGCGCUGGAUAUGAGAUGCACGCUGAAGGCGUUUUGGGCUUGGCGCACUAUUUUGACGACGUGAGCGGCCCUAGACCAGCAGUGGCGAAAACGUUCCUCCGAACGUUUUUCGAGCAGCAUCCUUACAUGAAAAAGGAGUUCUCGAUUUGGUUGUCCAAGGCGAAGACUUCCAAGAAAAGUAGAAUCAAGAUAACUACAGAAACAAUAGAGAACGCAAAGUCAUCAAAGAUGCAGCUGCAAGAUGAACGUGGGGCAGUGGUCUUUGGGCGCAGAAGUUCUUCUCGUAGGAGCAGAAGUCAUGUUUUCGGUGGUGCUAGUACCGCUAUAACGCUAUUUUUGGGUUCAGAACAAGUACUAGAGGAGCCCUCGUAUCUCUAUGGGAAGAGGCACUACAUGGAGCAGACGUCUUUGUGGAUCACGAGUGUCCUGUCGCUUGGAUGGGCGACCAGAGGAGAACGACAGAAGAGCAUUCCUGAAACAUCUAGUAGUGGUGCGAGUACGCCUUCAUCGGGUUCAGCAAUGGCAUCUUCUCCGACAAGAACAUCAACAUCUUCUACAACAAGAUCAUCAAAUGCAGAAGAUGAAUCAGAAUCGUCCACGAGAGCCUCGCUUCCUCCGACCUACACGUUUUUUGGUGCGGGAGGUAGUGAGGGUGCUCCAGCUCUCGUAGAUUCCGGUUCUAGUUUUUUGGUUGUCUCAGAACCAAUAUUCGACUACCUUUUCGAGACGACGCAACUAGAAAACUGCGAAGCGUAUCCAGGGAAAGAUACCGUGCGCAUUUGCGACUGUCCCGUAGGUGAGAAAAUGGCUUUGCUUGCACCUGUGACAGUAACGCUGCUAGAUCAUCACGGCGGGUCAUUCCCGCUCUGCCUUGCGCCGCCUGAGUACCUGUUGCGUACUGAAGACCCGCGAACAGGAGAGGCUCGCUGUGUCCCAGCAAUCGAACGGGGCUCCCCGAAUCAACCGGUGCCCGUGAUUCUCGGCCUCGUUUUCUUACGCACCUACACAACAGUAUUCGACUUGGACGAGCACCGCAUUGGCUUUGCCAGAGCAAGAAUCACGCCACAGGAUGCACUAGCUGCGAGUACUUAGACAAGGACAAUCUUUUUAACGAAAACCUUUUUUUUGCUGAUCUACAUACGGUAUACACUACUUACUACCUGAGGACAUAUAUUAACAUUGAAAUCCCGACUCUGAUCCUGCUCUUUUUUACAUGAUGUGAUGAUGAAGUUGAUGCGCAGUGCCUGUGUCAUUUGGCAGAGUUGUCAUUAAUACAGCAAGAGAGACGAACCCGGUCAGGGCAUUGAUCUUGAUGCUUUUCUUCAGGUCGUGAGGAGCUAGAACGGGACGUUUUUCGAGCCUGGUGUCCGCGGUGGGACGAGGUUGUUGCCGAAGCUAAGGGAAGCACAGGCUUUUUUGCGAGUCACGGCUGGUCUUGGUUAGGGCUCGAGAUGCGCAUUGCGGGCCUCUGCUCUAUGCCGCUCUUUUGGGCCUGUCUCGGUGUUGCAGCUGGUGCCGCGCUUUUUCAGCUAGUUGUAAUGCGAAUGCCAACGGUUCGUCGUGUUUUGCUUGGCCCAGACGAGUUGCUUGAUAGGGCGACGCAGCCUGACGAAGCGAGUAUGUAUGUUGAAUGA
Molecule: messenger RNA, 2727 nt
Organism: Amoebophrya sp. A25
Lineage: Eukaryota; Dinophyceae; Syndiniales; Amoebophryaceae
Source: the annotation of a GenBank genome assembly